CCCGCGGCCGGCGCUCGACGCGCGCUGCCUGGCGCCGCCCGGGCCGCCGCCGCCAUGGCCACGGAGGACGAGAUCAUCCGCAUCGCCAAGAAGAUGGACAAGAUGGUGCAGAAGAAGAACGCGGCUGGAGCUCUUGAUUUGUUGAAGGAGCUUAAGAAUAUUCCUAUGACCCUUGAGUUACUACAGUCUACCAGAAUUGGAAUGUCAGUGAAUGCAAUACGCAAGCAAAGCACAGAUGAAGAGGUUACAUCUUUAGCAAAAUCUCUUAUCAAGUCUUGGAAAAAGCUGUUAGAUGGACCUUCAACUGAUAAAGAUUCUGAAGAAAAGAAAAAGGAGCCUGCAUCUUCCUCACAAAACAGCCCUGAUGCCAGAGAAGAAAGCAGUUCAAGUAGCAAUUCCAGCAGCAGGAAGGAGGAGGGUAGUGCUCCCUCAAAUUCUUUCAUCCCUUCUUUUCCCCGGGCUCCAAGCACUUCAGACUCUGUACGAGUGAAAUGUAGAGAAAUGCUCUCUGCAGCUCUCAGAACAGGAGAUGAUUACAUUGCUAUUGGUGCUGAUGAAGAAGAACUGGGUUCUCAGAUUGAAGAAGCUAUUUUUCAAGAAUUAAAAAACACUGAUAUGAAAUACAAAAAUAGGGUACGAAGUAGGAUAGCGAAUCUCAAGGAUGCAAAGAACCCUAACCUAAGGAAAAAUGUAUUAUGUGGAAACAUUCCUCCUGACAAGUUUGCUAAAAUGACAGCAGAGGAAAUGGCAAGUGAUGAGCUGAAAGAAAUGCGCAAAAAUCUGACCAAAGAAGCUAUCAGAGAGCACCAGAUGGCUAAAACAGGAGGUACCCAAACUGAUCUGUUUACGUGUGGCAAGUGCAAAAAGAAGAACUGUACAUACACCCAGGUUCAAACCCGCAGUGCUGAUGAACCCAUGACAACGUUUGUUGUCUGUAAUGAAUGUGGAAACAGAUGGAAGUUCUGUUAGAAGAAGAAAUUGUCAAGACAUCUGGACCAGUAUGAACGAGGAUUUUGUAAUUAGCUUUAAAAACUAGGCUAAGCAUCUAGCUUCCUGCAAAUUAGAGGGUUUUUUGGUUUUUCUUUUCUUUUUAUUUCAAAGCAGCAUACAUGCCUCAAGUUAGCUUUUGUUUUGACACAACCAUCAUUUCCUUAAAUGCCUUCCUAUAGCUGGUAGUCAGUAGGGCCAGGUUGCUCAAUUGUAUGGUGAAUUUUAAAAUAUUUUUUCAUUUUUAUAAGUAAGUUGACAUUAAACUUUUACCAGUUAAA
Molecule: messenger RNA, 1268 nt
Organism: Vidua chalybeata
Lineage: Eukaryota; Metazoa; Chordata; Aves; Passeriformes; Viduidae
Gene: TCEA1
Product: transcription elongation factor A1
Exons: 10
Coding region: 55-969 (304 amino acids)
Biological process (GO): transcription elongation by RNA polymerase II; positive regulation of transcription by RNA polymerase II; DNA-templated transcription
Cellular component (GO): nucleus
Molecular function (GO): nucleic acid binding; zinc ion binding
Source: RefSeq, a predicted model, not a curated record